CUAUUACCUGCAACGCCCUGAUAAGAUGGAUAAUGAGAUAUAUAUCAUGUGUAUUCAGUUCACCGGUAUCGUCAGUUACAUGUUGAUCUUGAAACAAUACUCAUCAUGGUUCGCGAUCGCUUACCGGAUUUAUGUGCCUGCCGUAAUAGCAGUACUACAUUCGGCAGAGGAUUUUUGCAGGAUGUUCACAUUCAAAUAGCACAAAAUAAAAAAUUAAAAGAAGUGUUAAUGGAAGUUGAAGAAGUACGUGGUUUUAUACAACUGCUUGUGGAAAAUAUAUCAGUUGUUAAGGAUUUGCAUAAUAAUGUUUUAUCACAUACAAGCAAAGAUAUGCAAAGAGAACUUGAAAUUCGUACUCAAACUAUCUCACAAACAGCUUUACACAUUCAACAAAAAUUACGAGGUAUGAAGGAAAAUAUAGCUGCUACAGAUUCUUUUAAUACAGAUAACACAAAGGAAACUCCUGCUCAUAUACGAAUCAGACGUUUACAAUAUGCAACUAUGCUAAAGAUGUUUUCAGAUAUUAUGGAGGAUUACAAUGCAUCAUUAUUAAGAUAUCAUGAUAAAUGUUUACAACUUUUACAGCAACAGAGAAUGUUAAUAAAGAAACAUACAACAUAUGAGAUAGAUGAAACAGAUAAUAUACAAGGAAAUAGCAUAUUUGUGGAUAAUAUCCUAGAAGAUAGUAAAAUCACCAAAGAGCAAUUGUCUGCUAUAGAAGUACGACAUAAUGAAGUUUUGAAAUUGGAAAAAUCUAUUCAUGAAAUAAAAGAUAUGUUUACUGAAACAGCUUUUCUUAUCGAAAAACAAGGAGAGCAAAUAAAUAGUGUAGAAUACUUUGCAAAAAAUACCACAGAUGAUGUUGAGAGUGGUAAAAAAUGCCUUAAUAAAGCAGAAGAAAGAAGUCAUAGAUACAAAAAAAGAAAGAUAAAGAUUGGCAUUAUCAUUGGGAUAAUAAUAUUUCUUAUUCUAUUAAUUAUAGUAUUUCUCAAUUAAUUUUUUUUUAUAUUAACUUGCAUUUUAUCACAUGUGUAAACUAAAUAUUCGUCA
Vespa crabro (European hornet) is the source of this 1050-nucleotide messenger RNA. RefSeq names its product syntaxin-1A-like. Lineage: Eukaryota; Metazoa; Arthropoda; Insecta; Hymenoptera; Vespidae. The record is from RefSeq and is a predicted model, not a curated record. Gene Ontology annotation, molecular function: SNARE binding; SNAP receptor activity. The transcript has 9 exons. Gene Ontology annotation, cellular component: plasma membrane; SNARE complex; endomembrane system. Gene Ontology annotation, biological process: vesicle fusion; intracellular protein transport; exocytosis. Bases 106 to 996 code for a protein of 296 amino acids.